Messenger RNA from Musca domestica (house fly), 7953 nucleotides. It is a transcript of the gene Syngr, whose product is annotated as synaptogyrin. The coding region runs from base 1000 to 1722 and encodes 240 amino acids. The record is from RefSeq and is a predicted model, not a curated record. The transcript has 5 exons. NCBI's taxonomy places the organism in Eukaryota, Metazoa, Arthropoda, Insecta, Diptera, Muscidae. Gene Ontology annotation, cellular component: neuromuscular junction; synaptic vesicle membrane.
UUUCCCUAUUGGUUUCUGUCAAUGUGAGACAAAUUUUGGAACAGAAAAAUACAAAUUCAGUUCGAUUUGGUAUUUGUUACGAAAACAAAGGCGCGCUUUGUAACGAAAAAGAAAUCUCUCCAUUUUGUGUAAUUUUGCAAAAUAAUAUUUUCAAAGAAUAUUUAAAGAGAAAAAAAUAGAAGAAAAUUAAAGAGAAAAUUGAUAAAAUAUUGUGAAUUGAAAAAAAAAUAGAAAAAAAUAUUUAUAAAAAAUAAAAAGUAUACGCCACCAAGGCACGGUUACUUGUGAGAUUUUUGAGUGUGUGUGGUUGUGCGCUACAAAAACCAUCAAGCCACCCUCCUUUGCUGGCCCUUAUUGUGUGGCAGAAAAAUAACGAGAGACUUUCCAGAGUCACUCACAGAACAAAACUACUCUCCUCAAAGUCAUCAUCUUCCAAGACGAGAACUUGGACACUUGCUGUAGUAUUUGCAAAGAGUAAAGCCAAGAAAGGAAGGAAGCCAUUGUCUCUCUCUCUCUCUCUCUCUCUCCGUUUGCCCCCUUAUUCUUGUUCCGAGAUAAUAGAAAAGAAAUAAUAAUACAUCCAAAAAACGUAACAAUUUUCAAAGCAAAAAAGAAAAGAAGAAGAAGAAAAGUGAACAAAAUAACAGGACAAUUUAUUGUAGUGUCCCCUGCUCUCUCUCGCUCUCUUUCUCUCUCGUUGUGUGUAAAACACAGGAUUUGAAGGCAAUUAUUUACACUAGAGCUUUGCUAUAAGAAAUACGAAAUUACAUAAAAGUGUAGAGACCAAAGGAAGAGCAAGAAACGAAAAAGCCAAAAAAAAUUGGAAAAAAAUCACAGGAAAAUUUUGCAUUUUUAAAUAAAAGUUUGAGAUUUUCCAAACAAAAUAAAAAAUAAACAAAAUAGUAAAACAAGAAUUUUUAAGCAGUUGAAGGAGGAGUGAAAAAUUUUAGAAUAAUUUAUUUUCAUUGGUAUUUGGUGUUUUUAUUGUUGUAAUCAAAAAUGGAUAUGCUAAAUCAAAUAUUAAAUAUGAAUGCUGGUGGAGCCUAUGGUGGUGGCAAGGCCGGUGGGGCCUUCGACCCCCUCUCGUUUGCCAUGAAACCCCAAGUUGUGAUACGAGCCUUGUGUUGGCUCUUCUCAGUGGUGGUCUUUGGUUGUAUAUCCUCGGAGGGAUAUCGCGAAGAAGAUGGCAAAGAGGUGUGUCUGUUCAACAAAGAUAAUAUGGCAUGUAAAUAUGGCAACACUGUUGGGGUUUUCGGGUUUAUUGCAUCGAUUGCAUUUAUUGUGGGAGAAUAUCUGUUUGAACGCAUGUCAUCGGUGAAAAGUCGAAAACGUUUCGUUAUGGCCGAUAUGGGUUUCUCAGCAUUUUGGGCAUUUAUGUAUUUUGUGGCGUUCAUCUAUUUGUGGUCACAAUGGAGUUCAGCUGAAAUGCCACCUGGCGGCAUUGGUGCUGGAAAUAUGCAAGCGGCCAUUGUGUUUUCAUUGUUCUCCAUAUUUACAUGGGCACUGUGUGCUUUCUUGGCCUACAAACGUUUCUUAAUUGGGGCGGGCGAUGAGUUUACAUCGGCCUUUGAAAACGAUCCCGCCAAUGUGGUGCAUCAGCAGGCCUACACAAGUUAUUCCAUGGAUAAUGACAAUGACCAAUAUAGUGCUUCACCAUUUUCAGGCCAGCAAACGGGAGGCAUGGAACAACAAAACAUGGAAUACCAGCAACCCACCUAUUAGAUAUCAAAUUCAAAAUAGAAAAACUUCAAAAUAAUUUAAAUCUAAAUUAUAAUGGAAUAAUUUGUUUUGUAGACGAUUUAACAGAAAUAAGAACUUAGUAACAUACAACCCCCCCCCCCCUCAACAAAUUAUAAUUCAUUGCAUAUACUGAAAAAAACCCACUAAUAAAUGAAAUUUUGAACAUUCAGCAAAUUGGCGCCCAAGCGUAAGAAAUCCAUUGCAAAACAGCAACAACUACAACUAAACUCUGUAAACUUGAACAAUACAAAAAAUACACCGAAUAAUAAAUGUUAAAAAAAUUUGUAAGAAAGCAAAGAUUUAAGAUGAUGAACCAAGAACAAAAGAAGUUAGAGAGAGAGAGAAGUAAGAGAAUACCACAAAAAACGUGAACACAAUAAAACUGUAAUAAACAAUACAUAUUAUAUAAUUAUUAAUAUUAAUAAUAAUAAUAAUUAUUAUAUAUACAUUUGCAUAACAUACCUAUAUAGAGAUUAUUAUACACUGAUAAAGAAAAAGAGUAACAACUAAGUUUUGAAAAAAAGAACAACACACAAAAAAAAACAAAUGGUUUAAUGUUUUUCUUUUGUAAACAUUCCAAAAAAACAAGAGCUCUCAAAUGCUUCAGCUUUAGAAACAACAACAAUAAAAACAAUAACCAUAUUUUGUAUUUUAAUAGUAAACAUUACGAAUAUAGAUGUAUUGUGAAGAAAAAAAACAGCUACCAUAAAAUCACAAAUUAAUCAGUUAUUUAAUAUAAAAUUGUUCGAAAUAUUAUUUUUAGAAGAAGCGUUCUCAAACAUGGUGGCUAUAUCAACUGAAAAUAAUUUAUUUCCUUUGUGGACUUGAUAUUUUCUUAGAAACCCUUCGGUUUUGCGAAAGAGAGGAAAAACAUAUAUUUUUUUCAUUUCCCUUCUGCUCAUUGCCUAACUAAAAAUUCUGAUCUUUUUCUCUGUUUUUAGUUAAAAUAUUUAUAUUUUGUAAUUUGAGCAGAAAUGGAGUUGUAUUUUAACCUCACAACAUUCAGACAAUUUCUAUUUAGUGUACCCUAUACAACAAAUUUCAAGUAAAUCAACGUGUAACUUUUAUAUAUAAAUUUUACGAAAACUGGAAUUUGAUAUUUAAAAUAUUAUUCAAAACUAGGUUAAACGAGUUUGAAACACUUAAUUUGAAUUAAUUAAAAAAACUGAUUGUCUAAACUGUCAACACACAUCUAAUAUGAUCAGUAAUAAUCGAAUUUGAGUAACCUAUAUAAGCAACUUUCCCAUUGGCGUGUGGCAAAUUAGUUUAAAUGCCUUUAUAUUAAUUUUAUUGAUGUUAUUUCCACGAAAACUGAGUUAUGUUAUUCAGAACUAGAUUAAAUGAUUUUAAAACACUUCAUUUAAAAGAAUUCAAAAAAUAUUUGGCUUAAAUUGCAUAUGAUUGCCAAAACUGUUCGUGUAAACUGUCUAUAAACGUCUAAAAUAUGAUCAGCAAUAAUCGAUUUUGAAUAACCUAUGCUAGCAACUCUCAUGUUGACUUGUGGCAAAUUAGUAUAAAGCCAUUUAUGUUGGUUUUCUUGAUGUAAAUUCCACGGAAAGUCUUUUAUGUUCUUCAAAAUUAUGUUAAACGAUUUCGAAACACUCAAUUUGAAUUAAUUCAAAAACUAUUUGGACAAAAUCCAGUAUGCAUGUAUAAACUGAUUGCGUAAACCGUCUAUAGCAAUCUAAAAUACGAUCUGCAUUAAUCGAUCUUGAGUAACCUUUACAUGUAAAUUUCACAUUGACGUGUGGUUAGUUUAAAGGCGUUUAUGUUUAUUUUCAUGAUGUAAAUUCCACAAAAACUGUGUUAUGUUAUAUAAAACAAGGAUAAGCGAGUUUGGAACACUUAAUUUGAACCAAUUCAGAAAAUAUUUGGACAAAAUUAAGCAUGCAUUCAUAAACUGAUUGUGUAAACUGUUUAUAAGCAUUUAAAAUAAAAUCUGUAAUAAUUGAAUUCUAGCAACUUUCACAUUGACGUGUGGCAAAUUUGUUUAAAGGCGUCUUAUUUAUUUUCUUGAGGUACGAUACACUUAAUUGAAUUGCAUAUGAUUGCCUAAAAUGAUUGUGUUAACUGUCUAUAAGCAUUUAAUAUAAAAUCAGUAAUAAUCGAUUUCGAGUAAUAUAUUUUAGCAACUUUCACAUUGACGUGUGGCAAAUUAGUUUACGAUAACUGUGUUAUGUUCUAACUAUGUUAUGUAAACUUUCUAUAAACAUUAAACAAAUAAUCAGUCAUCAUCGAAUUUGAGUAACCAUCUUUUACAUUGACGUAUGGCAAAUUAGUUCAAAGGCGUCUAUGUUUAUUUUCUUGAAAUAUUAUUAAAAACUAGGUCAAGCGAGUUAAAAUUUAAAAAAAAUUCUAAAUUCUAAAGCAACUUUCACAUUGGUGUGUUGCAAAUUAGUCCAAAGGCGAAAAUAAACAUUCUUGAUGUAACUUUCACAAUAACUGUAUUAUGUUCUUAAAAAUAUCAUUCGAAACUAAGUUAAUCGAGUUGAAAACACUUAAUAUAAAUAAAUUUAAAAAUGUGUUGACAAUAUUCACGUAUAUAUCAUAUGAUCAGUAAUAAUCGAAUUUGAGUCACCUAUACAUGCAACUUUCACAUUGACGUGUGGCAAAAUCACUCAAAGAUGGUGUAAUUAAUAUGUAAAAAUCUUCUUAUUUCUUUUUUGAACUCUACAAUUGACUACAAGUGUUUUGUACAAGAUAGAAAACAAAUUCGAUUUGUUUUGCAUAGAUAACACAUUUGCCAAAAAAACACCCGAUAAUUUUUUUUUUUAAUAAUGUCAAUAUUUGUUAUAUAAAAGAAGCUCAACAUUGACAACAACAGUCGGACCAGUGAGACAACUUGUUUAGUUUCGAUUUUCCUUCAUUCCUAUUAAAAAUUAAAUAACUUUUUAAUCCUGAUAAUCAUCAGAUAUAUUGUACCAAAUGUUCGAUUUGAUCAGCUGAUUGCUACCAUGUUGAGGUCUUUUCAAUUUAAAUUGAUUGUCCUGUUUUAAGAUGAUCUAAACAGUAAUGUGUGUUGGUCGUAACACAGCUGAUUGACAACUACAGCUGAUUUAUAUUGUGUGCAAUUUAAAAAUAAGGAAAUUUGCAAAAUUAUUUCACAAUUAUAUUAUGAAAUAACAUAACAUUAUUUUUUGACAUUAUCAGUGAUAUAUAUUUCAAGUAGAAAAAUUGUACCACUAAAUUGUUCUUAUAGGAACAUGUCACCGAUGUUACUAAUUAAAAAAAUAUUUGCAGAGAUUUAUUUCAAAAAAACAAAAAUUCACGGAAAUUUUUUCUAUAAUAAGGAAUAACGUGCGACAUUUGUAUUUGGAAAUGUAUGACUGAUGAUAUUUUUGAAAUAUUGUCUGUUCCAGAAAAGAUGGCCUCUUUCGGAACUGCAAGAAUGUAAAAUAAAUACGAUAACAGAUUUUCCCUUUAUGUAAUCGCAAAGAAUAGAAGGUUCUGGAACAGAGCAAGAAUACACAAGUUCUUAUUACAAUAAUCUAUUUUCUCUUUAUGAUAUCGAAAAAAGGGCAAAACUAAUAAGUCCUUGCAGGUAUUGGAACAGAUCGUUUAUAUUUGAAAGAUAUCAUUAAUAUCAUCAGAAGUACUAGUUGUUUUUAUUUUUGACAUUUUUACUAAGAAAAAUAUCAUCGGUGAAAUUAUUCUUUAAGAAAAACCAAGAAAAAAGUCACAAUAAACCGAAAUGUAGAGAUAACUACAAAUAAGAAGUUAUAUAUUUGUUUUUCUCUUUUGUAUGUAAAUGGCUUGAUUCGUUAUUGUUAAAUGGAUAUUUGUAAAUUGUAGGCAACAAAUGAAAAAAAAUAUAUAAACAACAAUAAAAACAUCAUAUUCCACAGAAGAAAAUAUAAAAAUAAACACAAAAACAAACUUAAUAACUCAGGUUAUAGCAAAUGAAAAUGUAGAAUUGAUUUUGAAAACAAGAAUAAAACCGGUUUUUAUUGAAUUUUAAGUUAAAGCAAUAUUGUACAUUUUUGAUUCUUACUAUUAUUUAGAAAUGAACAUUUAAUGAUUUAUAAAAAACAGCAUGUCAUUUCUUGUUCAAAAAACAUGGUAUUAUUAUUGGUUUGGCCAAGAAAUCUUAGGGCAAUUUUUUUUGCUAUAUGUGCAGUGGAAUUGGUCUUACCAAAACCAUUUCGCAUCACUAGGAACAUUUUACAUCUCACGUAUUCAAAUUUUCAAUUAUAUCAAACAUUUUUCAAGAAACUGUAAAAGCAAUGUGUAAACAAUGUGUUACAUCAAACACACAUGUGUUCACCAAUUAACGAAUUAGAGUUCCCUAUUCUGGGGGUAGAACUUUAAUUUUGGCGUAUGACAAAUAUGUUGUUUUUUGCUGUAAAUUCUACAAAAUAUGCAUUUCAUUCUUCAAAAUCUUAUAAAAUACUUACAUAAAUAUGAAAUUUAUGUGUACCAUAUUAUUUGGAGCAUUUUGGUACCAAAUUUGAAAAAUUUAUGAAUUUGGUAAAAAAUUUAAGAAAUAUUUUCGGUUUAUAAAUGCGUUUAAGUAAUGUAUGAGCAAUAUGUAACAUCAAAUACACAUAAUGGUAGAAGAAUACAGGUAGAUGCAUCAACGCUUGGGAACAUUGACAUAUCAACAAUUUUAAAAUGUUUUGACGAAAUAAGUAGAUUUUUAUAUGUUUUUUUAUACGACCCAAAUCGGGGGCUAUUAUGACAGGCAUAUUUCAACAAUUUUUACAAAAUUUCAAUAAUUUUUCAUUCGAAAUUUUCAAUUCCAAAAUCGAGAUGGCAGUUCAUUAUCCCAGCAGCUGUGUCGAAGCGAAAAUUUUUAUUUACCAUGACACACAUGUGUUCACCAAUUACCGAUUUAGAAUUCUCUAUUCUGAAGGUAAAACUUUUAUUUUCAAAUAUAAGUAGAUUUUUAUUUUUUUUACACGACGCAAAUAGGAGAAUUUUAUAAUAUGCGUUUUUAAAAAAUUUUUACAAGUUUGAAUAAUAUUUUUCAUUCAAAAAUCUCAAUUUCCAAAAUUGGUGUGACAGUUCAUUGUCCCAGCAGCUGUGUCGCGCAAUUGCCUAUAUUAUUCUACCAUAAUAUUCAUCAAUAAUCGAAUUAGAGUACCCUAUGCUCAGGGUAAAACUUGAUCUUUGACGUAUGGCAAAUAUAUUGUUUUCUUGGUGUAAAUUCUACAAAAUAUGCAUUUCAUUCUAUAUGAUAUAAAAAAUAAGAACAUAAUUAAGAAAUGAAUACAGACGUUAAUUUUUAGACUAUUUGUGUACAAAUUUGGAAAAUAUAUGCACUUGAUGAAAAAUGUCGAACAAUAUUUCCGACCUUUCCAGAUAAAAAUGUAUCCAUCAAAUGUGGAUACAUUUUUAUCUGGAAAGGUCAGAGAUUUCAAUGUAGUUAAUAAUAAAAAUUCCACAAAUUUGGAUUUCUUAAAGGAUGUCAGACCUUCAGGCCGAGUAGCAUGUUAGGAUUUAAAUUCUUUCUCUAUAAAAAUGUGAAAUUAAAUCUUUUAUGAAAAAAGAUUUUCAAAUAAAAUUAAAAUUAACAUAAUGUACAUGCUGUUUUCCUAAAUUUCCCCCCUAAGCUCAAUAGUUACAUACCGUUCAUUUAAAUAAAUCAAAUUAAUAAUUAUGAAAUUAAUCCUAAUUUAAAUAAAACGGCAUUUUAAAAAAGGCUUUACAGAGCAACACAUAUAGGAAUUUAUUAUUAAAAAUAUAUAUUUAACAAAAAACAAUACAUAAAAGUAGUAUUAUUUAAAGAUUUUAUAAAAAAAAUAAAUUACAAUAAUUUAACACUCAUUACACACACACAUUCCCAUCCCUAUCCAUAAACCCACUAAGAAAAAAUAAAAUUUAUUUAAAAAAAAUACCACAGCCCAAUUCUUACCAUAACAAAUGCCAAAAACAACAACAAAACAUAUUCAUAAUUUUUCUAAAAUAAAAAACAAAUAAAAAAAUAAAUAAAAAUAAACCUGCAAAUACAAACCAAACUAAAAAUUGUUGCUAAAUCACUGUUACAUACAUUUAUAAAUGUAUUUCACUUAAAUAUAUAAAUAAAUAAUAAUAAUAAUUAACUAUAUAUUUAUAUAUAUUUACAUGGACACAUAACUAUAUAAUACAUUCCAGCAUAUAUAUACACUAAAAUACCAAAUCACACAUCUACACCCACACCCACACACAUAUACAUAAAAAUAUUUAUAUAACUGUCUAUUUAAGUAGUAAAUGUGCGCGUUUUUUAGAAAAAAA